Messenger RNA from Lycium ferocissimum, 501 nucleotides. Its product is annotated as early nodulin-93-like. The transcript is spliced from 4 exons. NCBI's taxonomy places the organism in Eukaryota, Viridiplantae, Streptophyta, Magnoliopsida, Solanales, Solanaceae. The coding region runs from base 106 to 354 and encodes 82 amino acids. The record is from RefSeq and is a predicted model, not a curated record.
GACAACUAAAGUUGUUUGGUGAAUACAUAACUUGUCAUCACUUUCUUGACAUUUUAAGGCAUCAAAUUCAUCCUCCAAUUAUAAUUAGGGACAUAAAUAAGCAAAAUGCCACCCAUUACCGAAGAACAAAAAAAUCAGGACGUUCAAGACAUCAUUCAAGAUGGAUUUAAAGGAGCUGCCACGACAUGUGCUCUUACUUCUCUAGCUGUGUUUGCUGCUGCUCGCUAUUGUCCAUGGGCUAAGGCAAAUAUAAAUUAUGCUGGUAAAACAUUCAUCAUAUCUGCAUUGACUGCAGCUUCUUUUGCCUUCAGCGCUGAACAGUCUAUGGUAAAGAAGCACCGUGGAAAAUUUUGAGAAAUUAAACAAAUCUUAAUUAGAUAAUAAUCUGCUGGUGUUUCCCCUUACGUUUUGUAAAUUUUCUGUAGUUUAAGGAGAUGCCUAAGCUGUCCUUUUUCAUUUCUUUAUAAUUUUGUGCUCUACUCAUAUAUUGAUUAUAGUAGA